This is a messenger RNA of Balaenoptera ricei (Rice's whale), 965 nucleotides long. Its product is annotated as thyrotroph embryonic factor-like. Lineage: Eukaryota; Metazoa; Chordata; Mammalia; Artiodactyla; Balaenopteridae. The record is from RefSeq and is a predicted model, not a curated record. Gene Ontology annotation, cellular component: nucleus. The transcript has a single exon. Bases 1 to 906 code for a protein of 301 amino acids. Gene Ontology annotation, molecular function: DNA-binding transcription factor activity, RNA polymerase II-specific; RNA polymerase II cis-regulatory region sequence-specific DNA binding. Gene Ontology annotation, biological process: regulation of transcription by RNA polymerase II.
AUGUCCGACGCGGGCGGCGGAAAGAAGCCACCUGUAGAGCCGCAGGCGGGGCCGGGGCCGGGGCGCGCAGCCAGGGAAAGGGGCCUGCCGGGCCCCUUCCCUCUGGUCCUGAAGAAGCUUAUGGAGAACCCCCCGCGCGAGGCGCGCCUAGAUAAGGAAGAGGGGAAGGAACAGCUGGAGGAAGACGAGGCUGCAGCGGCCAGCACCAUGGCCGUCUCUGCCUCCCUCAUGCCACCCAUCUGGGACGAGACCAUCCCAUACGAUGGCGAGUCUUUCCACCUGGAGUACAUGGACCUGGAUGAGUUCCUGCUGGAGAAUGGCAUCCCUGCCAGCCCCACCCACCUGGCCCAGAACCUGCUGCUGCCUGUGGCUGAGCUGGAAGGGAAGGGGUCGGCCAGUUCCUCCACGGCGUCCCCGCCAUCCUCCUCCCCCGCUGUCUUUCAGCCCUCGGAAACCGUGUCUAGCACAGAAUCCUCCCUGGAAAAGGAGAGGGGGACACCCAGUCCCAUCGACCCCAACUGCGUGGCGGUGGAUGUGAACUUCAAUCCCGACCCUGCCGACCUGGUCCUCUCCAGCGUGCCGGGCGGGGAGCUGUUCAACCCUCGGAAGCACAGGUUUGCAGAGGAGGACCUGAAGCCCCAGCCCAUGAUCGAAAAGGCCAAGAAGGUCUUUGUCCCCGAUGAGCAGACGGACGAAAAGUACUGGACGAGACGCAAGAAGAACAACGUGGCGGCCAAGCGGUCCCGGGACGCCCGGCGCCUGAAGGAGAACCAGAUCACCAUCCGGGCGGCCUUCCUGGAGGAGGAGAACACAGCCCUGUGGACGGAGGUGGCGGAGCUGCGCAAGGAGGUGGGCAAGUGCAAGACCAUCGUGUCCAAGUACGAGACCAAGUACGGGCCCUUGUAACCCGUGCCCCCGCCCGGGCGCGCUGCCUCACCUCAGACCUCUGCCUCGGACCCCUGAAA